AUGGAGGGGCCUUUAAGUGUGAGUGUACCAGGCGUGACCUUCAAGUCCUCUACAACAGCCGGAGCUCGAGCACAUGUGCAGGAAGCCGGCAAAGAGGAGGGAAUGGAUGAUGCAUACACCCAACCAGGGCCGUCCGACUCCCACAGUCUCAUCAAAUCGACCAAAACGCAUACAGGAUUCUAUUCUGAGCAUGGCCAUUCCCUCUCUCACAUCCGGCCCAUCACCAAACAUCCUGGUUCAUCAGUCACAGCAUUCUUUAGCGGUGUAUUCACCACCAUCAUCGGCAUAUCGACCCUCGGCGCCAGUAUCACCUUCUCCUACGUCUUGUCCAACAACACCUCCACUCCUCGAGCAGUCUUCGAUGUGGAGCAGAUACAAGAAUUCCUAGCAAUUAGCUGGCUCUUGUUCCUUCUUGCUCUGGCAAUUGCCUCCCUUGGUUCGACUAUCCUGAAUUUCUUCAAAGACCACUGGACUGCAGACUGGGAUGGCUUGAAUGGGAAAACCUCGCAACGGAGUGUUCAGUGGUACGCUGUCGUUGCUGCUGGACUGAUGGGCGGUCUGAUCAUCGGGGCUUUCGUGCUGCUGUGCCUGGUGGUGGUUGCACAUACCACUAUCGUGGGCUGGAUUGCCUUGGGAUUUACCAGCCUUUUUGGAGCUAUCAUCUUUGUGGCGCUGAUGCAUCAAGCCCCCUGGCCGUGGCGGAAUAACACGCCGUCCCCGAGCCCAAGGCAUCGCACUGCGGGAGGCCAUGAUGGACGUGAUAGAGAUGGAGGACCUUGA
Fonsecaea multimorphosa CBS 102226 is the source of this 780-nucleotide messenger RNA. RefSeq lists its product as uncharacterized. NCBI's taxonomy places the organism in Eukaryota, Fungi, Ascomycota, Eurotiomycetes, Chaetothyriales, Herpotrichiellaceae. The record is from RefSeq and is a predicted model, not a curated record. The transcript has a single exon. The coding region runs from base 1 to 780 and encodes 259 amino acids.